Messenger RNA from Orycteropus afer afer, 1107 nucleotides. RefSeq names its product spermatogenic leucine zipper 1 (gene SPZ1). The transcript has a single exon. Gene Ontology annotation, molecular function: DNA-binding transcription factor activity. NCBI's taxonomy places the organism in Eukaryota, Metazoa, Chordata, Mammalia, Tubulidentata, Orycteropodidae. The record is from RefSeq and is a predicted model, not a curated record. Gene Ontology annotation, cellular component: nucleus. The coding region runs from base 1 to 1107 and encodes 368 amino acids.
AUGGAAGAAUCCACCUUCUCUGAAACCUUCAGGCUUGCUCCUGAUCUUCAUCAAGAGUCUUGGGACCCUAGGAUAAUCAUUGCUUUAUUUGAAAUUGGCUCAAUAUCCCUUUUCUUCUGGAGUUCACUCCUUUCCCUAAAGAAGACUAGCAAUCAACUAUCUGAACAAGUGACUGCACAAAACUUUGAAAAUGUCUUAAACAAAAUUGAAGGUAUCCUUAAAAAUAUGACAGGUUUUGAAAAGACCACAGAAGAAAAAGACUCUUUUGAGGACACCAGUGUUUCUGAUGAUGUGUUGGAACUUAAAGAAAAAAUCAAAGGACUUGAUGAGAUAAAUAAAAGACUAUUUAAAAAUCUGCUUGGUAGCUUAUAUCCAGAGGAAUUCCUGAAUGUAAAGAAUCAGGAAAAGAUAUUUGAAAACUCAAACUCCAAGGACAUGGUACAAGUUUUUGCAAGGGAUUUGGUAAAGCAUUCAGAAGAAAAAAGAGCCCUUAGUGAAACUCAGCUGAGUAUAGAAAAAGCAAAAAAUAGAUUACUUCAUGCUCAAGAAAAUAUCAAACUUAGAAACAAUAUGGAGCAGUUACUACAGAAAGCAGAACACUGGAGUGAACAACAUACUGAGCUCAGUGGGCUAAUAAAAUCGUAUCAGGAAUCCCAGCAGGCUUUAAAAGAACUUUUUGAAAAUCAUGGAAUCCAUUUCCAAACACAGCCAAAUAACAAGGUAUCAUCUAGUCGUAAGAUGGCAGAACAAGUUAGGAAAUUGGAACAUGACACUUAUUCAUUGCAUUUGACUGCAGCUUUACUGGAGAAUGAGUGCCAAAUCUUGCAGAAGAGAAUAGGGAUUCUCAAUGAACUCCAUCAUGAGAAUGACAGAACUCAGACAGACUACAAACAGGGCCAGAAAGAACAGAAACCAUCAGAAGCAGAGAAAGUAAGAACUCAUAAGCAGAAAACAAAAGAAAUGGAGGGUACACUUUCAAAAGGAGACAACUUUUAUAGGAAGCUGGAUAUUUGUCAUAGUAAGAAAUCUCGCAAUAACCAGCUCAAUUUUCGUAUUGCAAGAAGAGGUCUUGUGAGAGAAAAGAGGUCAGCCAGCAGACCAAGAUAG